Molecule: messenger RNA, 2295 nt
Organism: Rhincodon typus (whale shark)
Lineage: Eukaryota; Metazoa; Chordata; Chondrichthyes; Orectolobiformes; Rhincodontidae
Gene: dnajc5ga
Product: DnaJ (Hsp40) homolog, subfamily C, member 5 gamma a
Exons: 5
Coding region: 403-1062 (219 amino acids)
Source: RefSeq, a predicted model, not a curated record
AUUGUGGGUCUACCUAUACCAAAUGAACGACAGCAGUUGGAGAAAACAGAUCAUCGCCACAUUCUCACGGGCAACCAGGGCUGACCAUACUUGCUAACUUUCAUUCAGUAACUCUUCCAAAUUCCAACCAGUUUUGCUCUGGGUAUGGUCUUCAGGUUUUCAACUGUUGAUAGGCUGAAUGGCUCAUAUUUGCAGAGUUUAUCCCACUCCCUUUUUGUGAACAUUUCCAAUCCUAUGGACCUCUGAUAUCCCUUCCUUUUACAGGGAAGAUAGCAAGAUUAUGACCAGAGGAUCCAAAUUUUAUUGCCAACCUUUUAACUACUUUCUUUAUUUUGUCUAAUCCAAUGUUGGCAUUGCUCUUAGUCGAACACGUGUGACUUAUUGUAAUCAACCCGUUCAGCGAUGUUGUCGCCAACAUCUAUGAAGCGGUUGGGACUUGAACCGAAUCUCCUAGCUCAGAGGAGUCAUAUUUCCAUUAAGACCAGGAUAGCUGCUAACUGGGAACACUGUUCAAAAUUGCAUCCAUUCUGUGCUGCUGCCAAAAUGUCUACACCGCGACUUCAACGUACAAUGUCCCGAACAGGUGAAAGUUUAUACAAAUCGCUAGGAUUGGAGAAAGGUGCUACGCCAGAGGAGAUUAAAAAAGCAUAUCGAAAGCUUGCUCUCAAGUAUCACCCAGACAAAAAUCCAGACAAUCCUGAUGCAUCAGAAAAGUUCAAGGAAAUAAACAAUGCCAAUGCUAUUCUGAAUGAUGAUAAUAAGAAACGCAUCUAUGAUGAGUAUGGUUCAAUGGGACUGUAUGUGGCUGAACAAUUUGGAGAAGAGAGUGUCAAAUACUACUUUCUGAUGAACAAAUGCUGGUUUAAGGCUGUUCUCGUAUGCUGUGGCAUUAUCACUGGAUGCUGUUGUUGCUGUUGCUGUUGCUUCUGUUGCGGAAAAUGCAAACCAUCAGGAGAAAUGGAAGAUUACGAUGUUAUUAAUCCUGAAGACCUAGAGGCACAGAUUAGAGCAGAGCAAGGGGCAGACGGUGGUAAGUUUAUACAAAUGGACAUUAUUUGUUAGCUGUUAAUUGAUCUUUGAUUAUAAUUUACAACAGAUUUACAAACCAAUUUAGCAAGAAGGCUUUUCAAAGAAUGUUGCCAAAUGAAUUCUUUUGUUUAAAAUUAGCUGACCCUUUUUUGUUUUGUAUCAUUUGAACUGUAAAUAGUAUGUGUCAGGUCAAUAUGCUUAAUGAUCAGGUCUAUUAAUCAGUUUUUGAAAAUGUUAAAUACGAUGGUUCAAACACUGCAAAUAGUUAUAUAAAUAGUACCCAAUGGCUACCAAAUGACAACAUUUUAUCUUCAGUUUUCAACUGUGCUUUAGAUAGUUCAAUGGUUUUUGUUAAUGUACAGAAGUACCUAGAAUUUUUUUUCUGAAUGGGACCCAUGAGUUUAAGAACAAAUCCUGCUUUGUACUGUAAAUCAUUUCACAGUUUAAUGCUAAUGUUGUACUGCAAUCACAAUUUUGUAUUGCUGACCUGUAGACUUUCAAGCAUGUGUUUUAAAAGCUGACAUGACAUCCAAGACUGUUUGAUAUUGUCAGUGGUGGGGUAGAAUAUUCUUCUUUUUAAAUUUCUUUACUUCAGGUGACAACAUGUUUCAUGGUUGAAUUGAUUGAAAAGCAUGUGGUAAAAUUAAUUUCCAUUAAAUCCAGCUCUUACUAGCAGUUAACAUCAGAUGCUCAAACUUGAGAGUAAAACAGUUGAUAUUUGAGCAGGAUCUGUGUAAUUCUACAAACUAGUGUAUUAGCUUCAAUUUUUUUGGGGUCACAAUAUUAGUCAGGAAGGAAGAUUGAAUGCAAUGUUUUCACCACUCGUCACGGUAGAAUGGGCUUUUACCAAUGGUCAAGGGCAAACUUGCAUGACAGCGAUGAGUAACAAUCAAAACUGGACCCAGGAAUGAAUAGCCCAAUCAUUAGAAUCUUUUGCUUGGAAAGCUUCUCCAUAUUCCAAGAUGAGCAGUUGACAAGACUUCAGAAGAAACAUUUUGUCACUCCAUUUAAAUGAAUAUUUGUUUUCACAGUUAAAAUUUAAAUGUUUGACCAAUGGUCUUGUUGUUAACAAUUUUGCAACCCAGAGUAAGCAUCAUAUGGGACGGAGUUAAAAGAUUUUUUUAUAUCAGAAUUCCUAAACUUCACAUUCAGAUUUCUGCACAUGUUGACUAUUGAGCAAUAAUUGUCCACAAAUAUUUUACAGUAUCUUGCUGGGUGCAAUUUGUUAAAUAUAUUGAUAUAAACAAUAAAUCGUCCUGUGAUUUA